UUACAAUCAUGAUUCAAGCUGUCGACUGAAAAAAGCUCUCCAGUACACCGCGUAAUUAGUCAGGAGCUCGGUUCCUGCUGAGCUGCGCGAUUUUUUUUUCUUUUUUGGGCGGAACUAAGUGCCGGUCGAUUUUACUCUAAUGUGGGACAAAACGUAGUGACCUUAUGUUUCAUAGUUAAGCGAAUGAAUCUUGUACACUUAGGUAGCUUAAGGAAUACGACUGUGAUGUUCAAAAACCUGUAAAGUAUCGCUAAGCUCGGAAAAAAAGAACGUUUAGAAUGUAACACUUGAUUUACUCAACCGGAAACGAAUCGGAAUAAAACUCACCACCUGUAACUGAAAAAUCGAACUAGACAGUUUGAAAACUAUCCAGUGUCUUCAGAAAAUGUCGAUUAAAGGUGCCAGAAACAUAGAAAUACCUCAGCUUCACGGUAGAGGAGGCAGUGUUAGUGAGUGUGUGGAGUUAUUGGAAAGAGGGAAAAGCGAUCAACGACGGAAAGAUGACGAUAAUGGUGAUAAGGAUGAGUUUGAGUUUAUCAAGCUCAAGAAGAUGAUAUGUGGUCGUUGUGGAAAGAUACACCAUCGCAAAAAAUGCUCAGAGCUAGCAUUACACGAAGAAGAAGGCCACAAUUGGUGGUCGAUCAUCUUCUCGUUGCUGGUGAUUGGUCUGGUGAUAUCUGGCAUCGUGGCGGCCAUCUUUCUUGUCGGAUACGUCGACGAACUGCUCUACUGGCAUGGACAAAGGAUGCAGCUCGACGAAUUUUUACAGGGCGAGCUGACACCCCCUCGACUGCCUUCUUCUUGGAUAUCGCCCCACCACUUCGUCUUCCAAGCAGACGACGGUAGCCUUUCUAUACUAGACACUAGCAGGAAUUUUUCAGUCACCAUAUUAGUUACUAAUCAUACCCUGAGACAGCUGAACGUCAAAGGAUACCAGUGUUCUAAAGACCUCAGCUACGUACUGUUUCAACAUAAUCUUAAAUCAGUGUAUAGACAAUCCUUCACAGCCCACUACACUAUUUAUGACGUCAGCAAAGACCACUAUACGCCAGUAGAAAUUCGCCAAAAGAAUUUUCUGCAGGCAUCAGUUGCAAAUUGGACAAGUCACCAUAUUCCGGUACGGUUGGAGUCGUCGCCGAAAGCGCAACCGGAACGUCUCCAACACGUCUCUUGGCUGGGCAACACGACGUCGUUGUUGAUCGUCUUUGACAACGACAUCUACGUCAGGACGUCGCCAGUGGACGAAACUGACACGCAGCUGACGUUCACCGGAACGCCUGACGUCAUUUACAACGGAGUGCCUGAUUGGUUAUAUCAAGAAGACGUACUGCAGACCCCCGAAGCCCUGUGGAGUUCUCCGGACGGGUCUCACCUUCUCUACGCGACCUUCAAUGAUAGCGAGGUCGGCAUUCUAAACUUUCCGUGGUUUCACACGGGAGCCGUUUUGGGCUCAACCAAGACUGAAAAUAGAGGAGCGUCGUCGUUUCCCGGCUCCAGGACUGUCAGAUAUCCAACGCCUGGAUCCGCUAUUCCCGUGGUUCAGUUGUGGGUAGUGGAUAUUUCUAACCUUACUAACCUUGAACACCAUCCUGUGAUGCCUCCUAAAGCCUUAAUUGGACAAGACUUUUACCUAACGUCGGCAGGAUGGAUAGGUCAAAAGAACAAUCUUAUAUCAGUGGUGUGGAUAAAUCGGCCUCAGAACCUGAGUAUAAUUUCUUCUUGCUUAGCACCAAACUGGACGUGUAUAGAGACGCACGGAGAAAGAGCCCUAGAAAAAGCCUGGCUAGAAAUUCAGGCACACCCGGUAUUCUCACCGGACGGUGACAGUUUUUUAAUGUUGGCGCCUGUUAGAGAGGGCAGCAGGGAAACGUACACUCACAUCAAGCAUGUGACAGUUACGAGACAGCAUAUCGCAGUGCUCAGUCACGGACGGCACGAGGUUACUGAGAUUCUGUACUGGGACACAAACAGUCAUCUUAUAUACUAUUUAGCUACAGAAGAAAAUAAGCCAGGACAAAGGCAUUUAUACAUAGUAAGAGAUCCUAGUACCGAUGACCCUCGGAGGUUAGAAUCGCAUUGUAUCACAUGCGAUUUAGGAGAUGUUCUCUGGAGUAGCAGAUACUUGUAUGGAAACUGUACUCAUUUCAGUGCCCAGGUGAGCCCCCGAGCGGACAGUUCGCAUUCCCCAACGGCAGCCACCUACUAUGUGCUCCAUUGUGAAGGUCCCGGCCUCCCUUUGGCAGCAGUCCACAACGCUUCAACCCACAAGGUCAUCAAGGUCCUCUACGAUACUAGGCCGGCUAGAAGAGACCUCCUGGAUAAGUUCGCCAUGCCCAAGAAGAGGUGUAUAGAGUUGAGGUUGCCUCACGGAGGUCGUGCUCAGGCGCAGUUGUUGCUACCUCCCAGUUGGAGAGAGGAGCUCCGAGACGCUGCAUAUCCGGUGCUUGUCGAAGUUAAUGGUCGACCAGGCAGCAAAUCAGUCACUGAAGAGUUCAAGGUCGACUGGGGCACGUACAUGUCAAGUCACAGUGAUGUAGUGUACGUAAAGCUCGAUGUUCGUGGUGCUAAAGGACAAAGUGAUAGGUCCCUCUAUCACCAGUUAGGGGGCGUAGAAGUCCAAGAUCAGGUAACUGUGUUGGAGCAUCUUCUGGAAAAGCACAAGUACCUGGAUAAGACAAGAGUCGGACUUUGGGGUUGGGGAUAUGGUGGUUACGUGGUUUCUAUGGUGCUAGGGCUGGGCAACCAGCAGAAAGUGUUCAAGUGUGGCAUUGCCGUUAGUCCAAUAGCAGAUUGGUUAUAUUACAAUGCUGCAUUCACGGAGAAAAUCCUGGGCCUUCCAGCGGAAAAUUACAAGGGGUACGUGGAGGCUGACGCGACUCAAAGGGCUCGAAACAUCCCUAGGCAGUCGUUCUUUCUAAUACACGGUUUAGCAGACUUGACGGCACCCUAUACACAUGGCGUAGCCCUAGCCAGGGCCAUUGCGGAUGCUGGCGUCAUCUAUAGGUAUCAGAGCUACGCGAACGAGGGUCAUCUCCUGGAGGGUGUGAUCGAACACGUCUACAGAUCGAUGCAGAACUUUUUCGAAGAGUGCCUUAACCUCGACACGGACGAAAAACAGCGCGAGCGCGAAGAAAUGAAGGACGAAGCGUAGUAGUGUAAGACUCUAGAGCGACGGAACACGAAUCUGGACGCUCAGGCGGCUAUACGAGUAGUUGUGCGUGUGACGCGUGCCCCCAUUCGGUGGUAUACGCCCUUAGGAAGGGCUAUGCGAACUACCGAAAGGCUAAUUCAUGAAAACGACCGAGCAGAAUAACUAAUAGAAAGUGGGCGUACGUAUACAGGGUGUCCAAAAGUUAUGAAUAUAUCAUAAUAUCUCGAAAAAUGAGUUUCUUAGAAUGUGGAACAUAGUUCUUAGGUUUAAAACUGGUCAUCUAAUGGUGACCUUGAACGUGACCUUGAUUAUGAGCUUCAAGGCUAUUCGAGGGCGCCCAAAACGUAUGGAAAGGUCAAAAUAUCUAAGAUGAUUGGCAUAGACAUUAAGUGGUUGCCUUACAAUUAACAUUUAAGUUUAGCAUGACCUGCUUCACAUUCUAGAAAGACGUUUCAAAGAAAGGUUGCAAGAGGACAAAGUGACCUUGAGCAUAAUAAUGAUCGCAAUCUUUAAGGUCAUUUUAAAGUCCAGCGAAUAAUUACACUUUUUUACAGCUGAAUUGGAGGUAGUAGAAAAGUUUGCGUCCGAGUAUGACCUUCACUAUGAUCAUCAUCAUGAUCAGCAAGCCAUUUCACAGUCAAUCCAAGACACUGAAAACAAUUUGCUCUAGCUCUUGCUUCUAGAAUGUAGAACACAAUUGUUAGGUUUGAAAUAGGUCAUCUAGUGGUGACCUUGACUAUGACCUCCAAGGUCUUGUCAGUAUUUUCAUUUGAAAACUCCUAGUUUUGACAUCGCAAAUAAAAAAAGCGUAAAGUUUAAUGUUUAAGUAUAUCUUUUCCCAUGACCUUGACCAUGACCUUCAAGGCUAUUCGAGGGCGCCCAAAACGUAUGGAAAGGUCAAAAUAUCUAAGAACGUAGCAGAGCAAAGUUGUAAGAUUUGUGAAGGGUCAACGUGAACUUAACUAUAGCCUACAAGGUCAUUUGGAGGUCAAGACUGUUUUCUUUAAUGGAAUGCCCUGAUUUUUGCACCGGCAACAUAAAUAGCUUAAAGCGUUAUGUUCAGGAAUUUAGAUGAUGUGGACCAUGAUCAUCAAGGAUUUGAAGACCAAAUAAAUUUUUAGCGGGAAAUACCUAUUUUUAAUUCCUGAAAUGUAAAUUACGGAUAAUUUUACGUACGAAUAUAUCCUUUCUAGUGAACCUGACGAUGACGUACAAGGUCAUUUGAAGGUCAGAUACAUUUUUAAAUAAACUCCUUACUUCGAAACAUUUUACGGUCAAGGUGACAAUCAUCACCUUGGCUAUAUCCUUCAAGGUUAUUUGAAGAUCAAAUGAAUCUUUCAUUCUUGCUUCAAGAACACUAAUUUCUUAUUCCGCUACAUCGUCAUUCAUCGUAAAAUCUUCAGGGUCGUAGUCAAUGUCACGUUCAAACUCACCUUUAGAUGAUCAUUUUGCCCUACAACAUUUUUCUCUAAAUUGCAUUUGUUUGACGAAAUUUUGUUCUCCGUACCUUUUGAACUUCUUAAAUUGGCCUUCAAGGUCAUGGUCAAGGUCAUAGGCAAGAAAUCACUUGAGAGUAAAAUUUCCAGGUCUUUACAUUUACGGUUUUGAUUUGAGUUUGCAGUCCUCAUUUCCAACUGACCUUGAAGAACAGCCAAGGUCACGUUCAAGGUCACCUCUAAAUGAUCAUUUUCAAACUUUGCAAUUUUGCCGUGCAACAUUAUUCUCUAAAUUGCAUUUGUUUUGAUCAAAUUUUGUUCUCCGUAACUUUUGAACGCCCUAAAAUGACUUUCAUGCUCAUGCUCAAGGUCAUCGGUAAGAAACCACUUGAAAGUAAAAUUUCCAGGUCUCUACAUUUACGGUAUUGAUUCAAGAUUGCUGUCUUUAUUUCCAAAUGACCUUGAAGGAUAGUCAAGGUCACGUUAAAGGUCACAUCUAAAUGAUCAUUUUCAAACUUUGCAAUUUUUUCCUGCUACAUUUUUCUCUAAAUUGCAUUUGUUUGACGAAAUUUUGUUCUCCGUACCUUUUGAACUUCUUAAAUUGGCCUUCAAGGUUAUGGUAAAGGUCAUAGGCAAGAAAUCACUUAAGAGUAAAAUCUCCAGGUCUUUACAUUUACGGUUUUGAUUUGAGAUUGCUGCCUUUAUUUCCAAAUGACCUUGAAGGACAGUCAAGGUCACGUUCAAGGUCACCUCUAGAUGACCAUUUUCAAACUUUGCAAUUUUGCCCUGCAACGUUUUUCUCUAAAUUGCAUUUGUUUUGAUGAAAUUUUGUUCUCCGUACCUUUUGAACACCUUAAAAUGACCUUCAUGGUCAUGCUCAAGGUCAUCGGCAAGGAACCACUUGAAAGUAAAAUUUCCAGGUCUCUACAUUUACGGUAUUGCUUUAAGAUUGCUGUCUUUAUUUCUAAAUGACCUUGAAGGACAGUCAAGGUCACCUAUAGAUGAUCAUUUUCAAACUUUGCAAUUUUGCCCUGCAACAUUUUUCUCUAAAUUGCAUUUGUUUUGAUCAAAUUUUGUUCUCCGUACCUUUUGAACUCCCUAAAAUGACCUUCAUGCUCAUGCUCAAGGUCAUCGGUAAGAAACCACUUGAAAGUAAAAUUUCCAGGUCUCCACAUUUACGGUAUUGAUUCAAGAUUGCUGUCUUUAUUUCUAAAUGACCUUGAAGGAUAGUCAAGGUCACGUUAAAGGUCAUCUCUAGAUGAUCAUUUUCAAUCUUUGCAAUUUUGCCCUGCAACGUUUUUCUCUAAAUUGCAUUUGUUUUGAUGAAAAUUUGUUCUCCGUACCUUUUGAACGCCUUAAAAUGACCUUCAUGGUCAUGCUCAAGGUCAUCGGCAAGAAACUUCUUGACAGUAAAAUUUCCAGGUCUCUACAUUUACGGCAUUGGUAUAAGAUUGCCGUCUUCAUUUUCAAAUGACCUUGAAGGAGAGUCAAGGUCACAUUCAAAACAACCAUUAUAUGACUCUUUCCAAACCUCUCAACUUUUUUCUAUAACAUGUUUCUCUAUAAAACGUAUUUUCGAGAUAUUUUGAUGAAAUUGUAUCUUUCAAUUGCUGCUUGGCCUAAAAGUCGCUCCUCUGGCCAUUCUUUUGAUAAAGAGAAAAAGUGCGAAGACGAGGAUAACUUUAUGAUGAAAUAAUAAUAUUAAAACCUAAGAGCAUAUUAUUUUGCCCAAUAUGGGUGCAUUCAGAAACUUGUUUGAUAAACGUUAAAAGCUGUUAGAAAAUGCCUAGAAAAGCAAUAGAGCUUGUCAGCUGUUGGUUAUUCUAAGCCCCUGUUUUCUUGAAUUGGCCUUCAAGUGAGUUUUCGCAAGAGGAUACAUCAUUUUGUUCUCAAGAUAUAAUCGAAACCUGGCCUUCUUGGCGCUUUUUUUAAGUCAGUCGUUAUUAAUAACAUAAGCACGUUUGUAGUGAAUGUGAAUGGCGAUAUCCUCUCUCGAUGUCACUUGAGGUAGAAAGCUGGUAUUGUGUGAUUUUUGGAUUUUUGCGUCUAAAAGAUAUGCCCAAGUUUCUAACACAAAAAAAAUUUCCUUUCAGUUAAAACGACUUAGCUUAAAAAACGCUUUCCGAAAUGCACCUAAUCUUCAAAAAAACUAUAUUUUUUCUUGUUCUCAAAACUCAGACAAUAACAUGCUUCCAUAUGUGUGUAAGCGCGAAGGUAUAUUGAAAAUUUCUGGGCCUUACAAUGAAUCACUGCGGUUUUCAUUUAAACAAUGGUUAUAUUUGGAUGUGAUGCAAAAAUCCCGAAAUUCUCUACCAAGGCAAUCUGAGUGAUACAAUCAAUAAAUAAUAUCAAACAAAAUAAAAAAACGGUAUUCGUAGUGCGUGUCUAGUGACUCUGAAUUAGGAUUAUUAUUAAUUACUGUUUUUGUUAUACUUUAAUAGAUGACGCUAUGUACUAAAUGGACAAUUUUAUAAUAAUGUAGAUAAAUAUACUACACAUCUUUUCUCCACUUUUUGCUAAACAACAAUCAAUAUUAACUAUAUACUACGUAUUAUUUUUUGCAAGUCUAUAAUUACUAUGUUUUGUAAUUAUUUAAUUCUGUAAUUUUAAAUGUAACAUAUUGCUUUAUUCGUAGUUUCCUUUUUCGGUAAAACAUGGCACAGGGUACAUACUACAUCUUGAGGAGUAUCAAGUAUAGGAACGAAUUUUUUUCCACAUCCGUUCAAUUUUUUUUAUAAUAAACAAGUACCUGUUUUAAAUGUGAUUUAUAACAAAAUAUACCUGUUGAUUUAGUCCAUGAAGUAUUUUCACAUUCGUUUGGAAAAAAUAUUGUUAUUUUGCCACAAAGGUCCUCUUUUGAAAAUUAAUAAUUCCGAAUUUCUUUAAGCUUUUGGGUUUAUUCUAAAAAAAUAUUCUUAUGAACUUUUUUCUAAAGUUAAUAGUUUUCGAAAAAUAAAUUAUUUAAUAUUUGAAAAAUGCAACGUAUUCGAGUUUCGACUCCAACAAACAAUAUGAAAAAAACUAAAAUAUCAAUGUUGCCAAAGUUGCGAAAUAUUCUUGAAAAAUCCAUUAAAAAAAUUCAUAAGCAGUUUAAGGGGUAUUGUUAUUGCAAACUUUUAUUUUUGAGCUGUUAAUCAAGUUUUGUCAUUAAAAACCAUUAAAAAACAAAGCUUUCGUUAAUAGAUGUUCAAAAAAGAUUCAGGAACUUUAGCAAUAUUAAAAAUUUCGAUUUUACGUAUUGUUUUUUUGGGGUCGAAGUUUGCAUACUUUGCAUUUUUGCAAAAUUUUCGUUUUUAAAAUCACUUACAUCUUGAAAAGACCAUAAGAACCAUAUUUAUUCAGAAUAAAAGCUAAAAACAAGUGUCCAAGACAGUUUUUGAUAUUUGUUUAGAAUAAUUGUUUAAACAACUUUUGACGCAAUUUUGACCUUGGCAGCAUGCACAUCCCUUAAAGAGGCCCUUUUUAAAAGACACAAAACAUAAAACCCUCCUUUGAACUAAAAUAUUCAUCUAGUAGGUAAACUCAAUUUAAUCUAUUUCUCUAUUAAUUUGAGGUCGUAUACUCAAAAGAGAAGCAAAUCUUUCAAGAAAUAUUCGUUUCUAUACCUGCCAAUCCAAAAUCAAUCUGCAUCUUAUGAAAAAUACGCAAUCUAAAACUUCUAAAAUAGUGAUGAGUUUUACUGACAAGGACUUUCUACUAACCCUGUAUUAUAUAGAUGCCCAAAUUUUCAAAGAUCGACGUCUUCCAAAUAUGCAAAAUAAAAAAUGGUAAUGGUUUAAAAUAUGUUGAUAUGUUACCAUUCCUUUAGACAAUAAACAGAUGUAAAAGUUGUUGAGCAUUUAAAAUACAUAAUAUAUAAUUAUCUAAAAUGUUACUUUCUAUGUAAAAUCAUUCGCGAAAAUUUGGGCACUAUUGAUUUUGCUACCUAAGUAUUUGCCUUAAAAAAUAUAACAGGGUAAUAUAUUUUCUUUGUUGAUUAUUCUUAGUUACUGUUUUAAUAUUAUCGUAUAAGUUGAAAUGUGAUAGAAUGGACUAAGUGUUAUCGUUGUACAUAGUAUAUAAACAUCGGUUCUUAAUCGAAUAUUCGUUGGACUUAAAUAUAUUACAAGUGCAUUACACGUACGCGCCUCAACAAAAACAACACAGCAUUUUGAGCUUCUCAAAAAAAAAUCACGAAGGAUCUUGAAAAGCGAUCUGCAUGCACUCGUGAAGCCUCGGUAGCAUUUCGAAGACACCCUCACCGUAAAUUAAAAUAAUAUGGACAACUUUUUACUAAGCUCUGGUGUAUAUGUUACUAAUGACAAUGUUUAAGGUUUUCCAGACAAAAUCGCUUACAUCUCGAAAACAGUCACCUUUUAAGGAAAUAACCUUUUUGUUGAAACAACCUAAAAACACUUUUCGGAGCUAAAUGUUUUGUAAUUUGUUUAAAAAAUUUUUCAACCACUCUGACGCCAGGUUCCUACCCGCUUAAUCUUAUGAGUGAGUAUAAAAAAAAGUUGAAAUAUAAAACUUGCUGGGGUACGUACAGAAAAGCAAUAAUUAAAUUAAAAAACGUAAUAAUUUAUGGACAUAUCAAAAUCAUUUUUAAAGUAGACUAGAUCGUAGACGUUCGAUAGAGCUGCGUAAUAUAAAAAAAUGCUAAAUCGGUACUGUAAAAAUGUUUGUAAGUCUAUAUGUAUUCGUACAAAGUAUAAUGCAGCUGACACUUGUAAUAUUUUUAAGAAGAUGCUUCCGUUUUGCAAUAGACCCGACGUUUUGAAUUUUAGUUCAGUAGUGCGUGUUAUAUUUUGUGCUAACUUAACAUACCUAUCAGGAAUGGUAGCUGCACUCAUUUACUUGAAAGACUUGAAUUACUUAGGUAAAAAGUUCACAAUUUUGGUUUUAUUUCACCACCAAAAUUACGUCAAUCGAAUAUUCUCGAAAAUGGGAUUUAUUUUAUUUUGAACCCACGUACCAUUCCUGAAAUAAUUAUUACCUUAAUAUCUAACAUAGUCUAAUUAUACAAAAAGCAAUAUGUUGCAGUAUCAUUUAACAAAAGUUGAUGUUCAGGAAAAGAAUCAAGGUUCACCGCCGUAUUCAAAACAGGAAAAUUUUAAGCCACUUGCAACUACAUCAGGUUAGCUUCAAAUUAGGAUACGCCAAGAUUUUCAUAGUUCCUCUUCUAUUCCCUUUUACUUAGACACUACAGAACUUAAAAUUGCAAAUAUGGGGGAAUCGAACAUGAAUAUAAUAUGGAAAAUUCAAAUAAACUUCCAACUGACAUUUUUGACAGAUUGCAUUUUGUGAUAGAACCAACUACCGGUGCAUACAAGUAAGUGUUGCUACUCAUCAUAUGUAUAUAUCAGUAGUACUAUGAUUGCCAUCUAUGAUGUAAUAGUUCAACUACAGUCCAAGUAGCACUGACUUCCGGUGGAUAAGAGCAAGUGUUGACACUCAUGCAUUUAAUUUGGUAGAAUUAUAGGCGCCAUCUGUACAAGAGUAACCUAAUCAUAUUUUAAAAAUUGUAUUUGAAAUCUACGUACUGGAUUCACCAAUUUUCAUACAGAUGACACAUACGCAAGGAUCUUAAAAAAUAAUAGGUCUAUCAGCCCUAAAAGGGACAGCUUCUUUUUUCUGAACAUCAAACGAUAUCCCUAUGUUGAAAGUAGUACAGAUAAUGUCAAUUAUAACUGGUUUUAAUCGUGUUGGUAGAUAAAAAAUCUACUAUAAGAAACGAAUCGCAGAGCCUAUUUUUUGUGUACACUGCUAAAAACCAAACGAACAAGAUAACUGCUUUAGAAGCUUGGCUUAGAACGAAAGAACACACGCCUAACCAGGUACAUAUUUUUUAAGUAUACUUUUGGUUCAAUAUAUGAGGACGUUGAUUCUACAGUAAUUCUGUCUUCUAUUAGUCAGAAAUAAUCCAAAAGAAUUAGGAAGUAAUGUGAAUAUUAUAUAACGGCAUCUUACUAUCAGCUACAUGCUAGUAUUCAAUUGUAUGCCGUAAAAAUGCCUGGUCUGUGAAGUCUGCCCUAAUCCUUUUGGCACAGUUCUGGCAUUCUGAAUUGAAAUACAAAUAAUUAGUCAAACGAUAAUAUGGAGUGAAAUCCAUAUAUCACUGACGUCGUAAGAGAAGCGUGCAAUACGUGUGUUAGAAAGAGAUAGAAGCACCUCGUUGCCUAGCAACUUAGUGGUGAGGCCACGGACGCAGCUGCGGCUUAGCGCGUUGCCAUCGGCGCACUCUUUCUAACACCUAUAUUGUUUCUUGUGCUUCUCUCUCUAAUCCUCACCUUAUGUUCAGGCUCUUAUCGAGCUAUUUUCGCUGCACUGCAACUUUGUUUUUUUUUUGGUAUUCAGAUAAAAAAAUGCAGGCCUUUACUUUCGUAACUACCAUGGUUAAGGUUGCCUGAAUGAUUUGUAUGAAUAUGAAGAUAAUUAGAAAUUUCUUCAGAGGCAGUUAUAUAGCAAUUAUCCAAAACUAAUCAAGAAAAUGGUUGUGAGAAGUAAGCAUUUGCAUCCAAAAGUGUACAUUUUUGCUUAGAUUAAUUACAUACCUAAACGCUGUGUGACACAGUGUAAUAUAUAGACAAUCUGAAAAAAUGUUGAAAGUUCCUUUCCAUUUUUUACACUUGGAUCCUAUAACAGCGAACGCUUCAAAAGGAAAACACCAAUGUUUUCAUAAAAAAAUGUAACUUGGAGUCUUUGCAAAAGAAAUUGCGUCCUUUUUAUCUACAAAUCAAAGGUAAAGUGAUAUAGAACUCGAAUACAACAGAGUAAGAUACAUUCCACUGAUAUAUUGAAAAUAGAUGAUUCAAAUGAAAUGUCUAGGCCUAGAUUUUACAUGGAAUCUCUUUUGCUAAAACUCCAAUGAUAAAAAAAUAUGGAGAAACAUGGAUAAUGCUUAUUAUCCGAAUAUUGCCACGAUAUUGUGUAAAAUCAAAACAUCACAUAGGUACACCUAGAGCCAGAUAGGUAUGAGUAGUACCGCUGAAGCACACGAAACGGCUUAUGCUUUGGAAAUGAGAUACAUCUCUCAAGGUAAGCGAUCUCAGAAAAUGUCAACGCCUAAGCCUCACGUUGAUAAUACCCAUUUAUAUUACUAUCGUUAGUAUCGUGGAGAUAUAACGGAUGAAUAUGAAUUUUUAAAAAUACAUGUAGUUGUGUAAUAUAUGAACUUUCAACGGCUUAAACUUAGGUACACUUACUUACAUGUACUUGUAAAAAAUUGUUAACUAUUUAAUAUUAAAUUUUUCGAAUCAACAAAAACAAUAAAUAC
Molecule: messenger RNA, 11842 nt
Organism: Acanthoscelides obtectus
Lineage: Eukaryota; Metazoa; Arthropoda; Insecta; Coleoptera; Chrysomelidae
Source: the annotation of a GenBank genome assembly